UGGCGGCGAUCGCGCGUUGGGCGGGUUUUGGGGGCGCUGCCGUUGAGACCGCUGAGACCCCCUCGACCUGCCUGCAAAAAUCGAUCCGCAAAAGGGAGUAGUGCAGUAGAGAGUUCUUUCCGUGAUGUCCUCGCUGGUGGAAAUUGAAAUGUGCCGCUUUUACCACUCGUGUGUGUUACACUAGUCAAAAAGUGUCGGCCCUGUGGACUAACCUGUGACUUCGCCAGACUAUCAACAUGACCAAGGACAGGCUCGCCGCCCUAAAAGCGGCACAAGGGGAAGACGACGUUUCCGUCACAGUAGAAGAUGGGGCAAAUUUCAUGGAAGAAUUCUUUGCAGAGCGCAUAAGGAAGGCAUUCCGGGAAAAGGUGGAGGAGAUUCGUGAGAAUAUCGACAAAAUACAAGCAAAUGUCGAAGAAGUCAAGAAAAAACACAGUGCCAUUUUAUCAGCUCCACAGACUGAUGAGAAGGUCAAGCAUGAGCUGGAGGACCUUAUGGCCGACAUCAAGAAGACUGCCAACAAAGUACGGGCCAAGUUAAAGGUCAUGGAGCAGAACAUUGAGCAGUUGGAACAGACGCAAAUGAUGUCCGCAGACUUCAGGAUACGCAAGACACAGCAUUCAAUGCUGUCUCAGAAGUUUGUGGAAGUGAUGACAGACUACAACAAAACCCAAACAGAUUACAGGGAGAGGUGCAAGGCUCGCAUUCAGCGGCAACUAGAAAUCACUGGGCGUAUGACAACCAACGAAGAGCUUGAAGAGAUGUUGGAGAGCGGGAACCCUGCCAUCUUUACACAAGGAAUCAUCAUGGAGACGCAGCAGGCGAAGCAGACGCUGGCUGACAUCGAGGCCCGGCAUGCAGACAUCAUCAAGCUGGAGACGAGCAUUCGGGAGCUACAUGACAUGUUCAUGGACAUGGCCAUGCUCGUAGAAAGCCAGGGAGAGAUGAUCGACAGGAUUGAAUACCAUGUAGAGCAUGCACGGGACUACAUCGAGACUGCCAAGCAGGAUACCAAAAAAGCACUCGUCUACCAAAGCAAGGCCCGAAGGAAGAAGAUCAUGAUCCUGAUCUGUGUGGUGAUCCUGGUGAUCAUCCUGGUGUCCACACUGGGCAGCUGGCUCGGCUUGUCCUAAGGACAGGCCCCGCCUGCCGCCAGGAACAGCGCGCCCCGCUUCCCCACCUUCUCCAGCGCUCUCGCCGCACUGUCCGCCCAGAGAGAGGUGCCCGCGCGGCACAGGCCAACACCCGACCGACGACGACCCAGCAGCCUUGCGGAGAGGAGGCGGGGGAGGAGAGACCCGCCACCGUGCAACAACACGGACGUCAACAACCACCACCACCACCACCACCCCUCCCCGCACCCAGCGACGGCCAGGGCACAGGGACACACGACAGGACGUGGACUGCGGGCGGCGGCGACGAAGUUCGCGCUGUUCCUCUCUUCCGGUGCGCCACAGCGCUGCCGCUGUCCCCCCGUUCCGCACGCGGUAGCUACCACGAGUUUUGACUCCGCUCGUUCGGCGCGUUCUCCUCCCACCCGCCGCACUGCGCGUGGUUGUGUGUGUGUGUGUGCGCGCGCGCGCUGUGUGAAACUGGCCGCGUACGUUAAAAAACGACCGUGCCUCUGUGCGUGCCACGAGGCGCGGCGCCCAGGUAUUUAGGAAGGGAAGAUGCUGCACGCCACGCCGCACGCGCCCGAUGUAUACAUUUAUAGGCCGGUCACACCGGAACUGCGGUAGCGGUGAAGAACGGACGGAGAGCAACUCGGGGUUUCCUUUUCUUUUCUUUUAUUACCUUGUUCUAUUACUUACUUUUCUGGACGUUAUACUAGGCGUUUCUUCUGGACUGCAGCUAGAGGUACGGGGGUAAUGGAGACUUGCGCGUGGCUUUGUGUCGCAGCACUUCGUCGCUGCUUCUUGGUCUGCUCCUGCGAGCGGCUCGGUGUCUGUCGUAUGUAUACAUAUAGCGUGUGUGCCACAUCUCGCGAGCAGGAAACAAAAGAAUACUACUGACGGAGACCGGCCGAUACGCGCACGUAAUAUUCCUGCAGCUUUGUCUGUAGUACGGAAGGAUCGCAAGCGCUAAACGCGGAACAUAUAAAUAUAUAUAUUUGGUGCGAGGUGCUGUUUAUAAAAACAAAACGAGAGAGAGAGAAAGCUUCCGGCGAGACAGACGACGCUCGGAGAUUGGGUAGUGAGAUUGCGUGUUUGUUAAGCCGUUGGUUCUCGCUUGUAAUUUCAUUUUAUGUUUUUUUCGCGGCCACGGUGCACUUGUGGUCGGCGCCCUCGUCGUCAACAUCGUCGCUUUCAGGGCCGAGCGCGCCCAAAACGCUACUAGAUCUGGCGGGAGAUAGUUAAAAGAAAACAAGAUGGCUGAACCAACCUCUCCGCUGUGUGUAUAAGAAAGAAUGUGUAAGGCUGCGGAUGGGCCCGCAGACCUUGCAGCCCGUGCAUUAUACUCGCAAAAGAUGUGCACUGUUGAAAUCUACAUGAAGCAUCGCGCUGUAGUUCUCUUUGCCGCUUCCGAUGCUGUUUGCGCACCCGUUUAUGUUUGACAUCUGAACCGAAACGCUGUUAUUGAAGAGGGAAAGAAUGAAAUAUAUAUAUACAAAUAUAUGUAUGUGCAGAAGUGUAGUUUGAAAACGAGACAUCGUCUUGGCUUCUAUAACAUAUAGUGGCUAUCUGCGACAACACGUUUGUGCUCAUUCUAAAUAUCUAACCCGACGCAUUGUAACAAGCCAUUCGCAGAAUUCCGUUGAUGUUCCCUCUAUCUCGCUCUUAUGUGUUGUUCACGUAUCUCGGUAUACUAUAUACAUACAUAUAUAUCCAUGUAAAGGGAUGAGCAAACGCUGAUCGCAGGCGCGUGAAAUCUGUCGAGAUUGCAAAAAGCGAUAACGUACACUCGCUGUAUAGUUUUGUAGGGUUCAGCUUCUGGCUUUCAUCAGCACGCGUCAGCGCCGGUUGAGUCGUACCGCCGCUUAUAGCGCAUUUCAAUCGACACUCGACCCCCGCCGGCCGGUUCGUGAAUUCAAAACUUUUUUCACUCCCGUAUAAAGCCCACACACCGCGCGUCUAUGUAUAGAGGCAACAUCCGCCGCGCUCUCGCUGUUAACGCUCUCUCGGUCGACAUCGGCGCGAAUGGCGGUCGCUGUGAUUUUUUUCCACUGAAGUGCUGGCAAUAAGCGUGUUCCCUCCCUCCCUCCCCACUCUCCCUUUCUCUUUUCCCCCUCUCCUUUAUCCGGGGACGAACAAGGAACGAAACGCGCGCGUCUCUUACUGUGUGUCUGUGUUGUGUGUGAUCGGGUUAACGGGUCUUUCUCGGUGUGCUCCUCGAGUGUAGAAGAUGCGUAGCGUGCUCUUUUCUUUCUUCGCUUUUUUUCUUCCUGUCUGGCCCUGAGUUCCGCGUCAUUUGGAAAAGGUGGCGAGAGCGUGAGUGCUGUGCUGUCGCCCCGACGUGGCGUGCAUCUUCGUGGCAGCAAGAUAUGCGGGCGAAUGAAGCCUAAAACAUCAAUGAAUCAACAAUCUCGACCGAUCGUUCACUUGACAGCGCCCGACAGAACAAAGACAACCUACACGCAAACGAAUACCGCGAAAGGUUUUCCUUCUGGCGCACUGCGAGUCGAUAACAAACAGGCCGGAACACUGUCGAUUCAUAAUUUACCGGAGACGUACUCACUUCGGUGCAGCGUGUUGUCUUGCAAGACGCCUUGUUGGAGUGACGGGCAUGUCCUCUCCACUGGCUCAGCCAGUCAAUGCGUGCUAAGAGUGAUAGAUCGCCAGUUUGACCUUGUGGCGUCUGUGUGUCCUACCAGAAGCGCCCAGCUGGUCGGCGGCAAGUGACCCGAACCAUAAUUAGGUCAUAUUACUGGGAUGCGGCUUCACGCCUAAAGUGAUGACUUUGUAAUUACAAGCACCAUAAGGGAGGCAGGGUGGUGUGAUUAAAUGAGGAAAUUUGCAGCCAUAAGAUGGAAUCGGCUGUCGCUAUAGACAAGGGUAAUUGGAGAUCGUAUGGGAGAGGCCUUUGUCCUGCAGUGGACAUAAACAGACAGAUGAUGAUGAUGAUCACGUUGAAAUAACAAUCCUGCCCCACUUACAUUGCGACGAUGGUAUGGUUAUAACGUCACGUAACAUGUCCUUACGGGACACAUAUCAUAUAGCGAGAUGUCGGACGGCUUGGCGCUGAAAAUGCCUCUUUUCCUCCGCCACGAGCUGUUUGAAGGUGAUACGACACGCGCUAUAUAUGAUGAGCAACAAUGUUAAGAGGAAAAGCAUUGUAAGGUGCGACGGAGGGAAGACCUGCGACGCUCCUGAAAUGUUACAAAACACCGUUACUGAUUCGCCUCACUGCUGUAGCCUCACGCUGCUUACGGAGAUAGGAGGCCACGUUCGUUCUUCCGGGAAUAAUGGAACAGAAUCUCGUCUGCCUCGUGUAUUAAGCUUGACUUGGAUUAAGUUGUACUUGUUUUUAUUUCUUCUUUUUUUCUUCCUUUUUCUUUUUUCUCAUCAUUCUCGCCACUGGCUAGAUACUUUCCUUGUUGCCUACACCGCUUAAUGCCAGCUACUUUCACUGUUGCAUCGCACGUGAAAACAGAAACAAAAAAGAGCAAUACGAAACGACCAACGACGCGUGCUUUGACGUGUACUACGCUUUCGUGCCAGACCAUGGCAGCUUGGCAGCAAACUUCGAUCUGCGUGCCGUUACAGACAUUCAGCGACAUUCAAACGAGGCGACUGGUGGAACGUUUAACACCGACGCCUGGUGCCUAUUUCUCUCCCGUCAUUCCCCGCUAAGCCCCGGAGGUGACAGCACAGCUUCAUACGUCGCCGUUCCCUGGGGAAGGGGGGGCGGGCGGAUUCAAUGCCUUCCGUUAAUAGAAUCGUGUCGUAUCCUCAGCGAUGGCGUCGAACCAGUGUGUGCACUUUAGCGCUGGCGAUCGUGGCGACGCCGUGCGGUGAUGCGGGGUAGUUUGUACAUACAUACACGAAACAAAGACGACCCGGAAAGCGGACUGCCAGCUAAUUCUGCCUACACCGAACAGGACGGUCGAAAGAGAGGCUGUGACGACGGGGGACCGUUCUCUGUCGACAACAAUCACGUGGUGCCGAGGUGCCACGUCGUGUGUGUCUCUAUGUGUGCGUGUCUCUAUCUAAAGGGACCUUGCGUGUCUCGUGUCGUCGACGCCCUCUAACCGUACAGCCGCGUUCGCAGCGCACGUUCUACAGGUGACAGUGGCUGCACUGCUGACACUCUCGGAAUUCCAGGUGGCACACUUGACGCACGGGCUGAUUUGGGUGCUGAUCAGAUGAGUCACGAACAGAGAGGUAAUGCAAGUCGUUCGAUCUGUGUAUCCUUCUUUAUUCGCCUCGUUUUUUAAGGUUCUUAAAGCACACUUCUAGAUACGAUGGCACUAUUCUUCUGUGGCUCUAACAAAGACGGCAAACCAGACUUGUGCGUUAAUGCUUUUGUUCGUCGCGCGAAUCCUCCCACGCUAGUUCACUGGCACCAAAUAGCGUCGUGCCUUGUUCUGGCGCGGUCCGUGUGUCCUCUCCCACUUUUUUUCCUCACCUCAAUUGCUCGGCCGGCUAGCUCGGCAGGCUGGAAGAACAUCGAAAGUGUAUAACGCAGGCACCAGAACUGCGUCCUGUCGAGCUUACAAUGUAUGGUAGCAGCAUUGUUGCGCGAUCCUUGCCCUCAAGAAUGCUCUUCUUAUUUUUGUUCUGGGCUUUUUGACGAACAGCAGGUUUUCGGUUCCCCAUUAAAAAGUGUUCGCUCAAAUCGUUUAUUUUUUUUUUCAGUAUUGCGACAUUGUGACGCAGAGUCACGUUUAGGGAUGAGUGCUUCAUCGAGUUUCAUUUGCCAUUUGUGUUCACUUAGUUGAGAACACUGAUACUGGCAUCAGUAUAGAGGCCAGCAUGACAGUUUAGAUUACUUCUCGUUUUCUGUGCUCAGAUAACGUGUGUCUAAAAAAAAUCUAAAAGAUAAGGGGAACGAUAAGCUUCUGCUUGUUCAUUUGUAAGCAAAGACAUCACGGGAUGGAGUACUGUGAACAGAAUCGCGUAGGCACGUCGUCGUAUGAGGAACUAAUGCGGAAGGCUCUUGGCGCGUGGCAUCCGAGAUCUGCAAAGCGCGCAGUGUCUUUCGCGCGCGCCACCCAAUCGGGAAGCGCCAGAGCGACAGACGCACGUCAGCAGUAGACUGCAUGCCUCAGUACUUUUUUUUGACAGAGGCUUCGAGGUCGCGAGGCACGUCAUCCACGUAGAACUGGCUGAACGCUGUAUUACGGCGCUGUGAGAACUGCACGGCGGGUGUCUGAGCUGUUGGUCUCUGACGCACCAUACUUUAGACAUGUCUUACGUUUAACUUCUGUUAUCGUUAUCUUAUCGUUACUGAUCAACAAAAUGCGCGCUUUACUGGUGCGUUUAUCAGCCGCCGUUGUGAUACACGUCCGUGCGGAGAGUGCUGCCAUCUGGGAUUCCGCGCAUCCAGUGGAUCGCGCGCUGCGUCGUCGCUUAUUUCAUUUUUUUUUUGGUCCACCACCCCCACCAACCGCGCGUUCACUUCGACCCCCGACCCCGGUGCCCUUGAAACACGCGAGCGGUCGCCGACCGCCUUCGACCCCGUGACCGGCGCACCGAUCGACGGGCGCCGGGGAGCCGAGGACAGGUCGUCGUCUCAUCAAACAACAAAAAAACAAGCCAAUACUGCCAGCGGCGUCGACAUAGACGUCGCAGUAAAAUAAUAAUAACAAUAAAAAAAGGUAGAUCAUCCGUACACGCCCAUCGCUUUCAAUCUCGCCUCGCCAAUUCCCUUUCCUUUGCUGGAUUCCUCUUUCUUCAACUGCUUGCACCGUACGACUAACGUCGCUGCGAUUCCUUGCACGGUUGCGCACCUAACUUGCGGGGAGCUUAAAAAAAAAAAAAAAGACGUGGCACGCAAACAUGGCGGUGUCAUAAAUGAGGUCACUUACUGCGUCAUUGAGUUUGUUGUGACCGAUAAGAGCGAAAUUCCCAAACGUCAUUCGCACUUGUGUGGCAUUGCACCUCGGACAGGCGUGGACAUUUUAGUACUACGGGUACAUUUCGUUAAGAGUGCUGGACAAUUGGCGUCGCGCGCGCUCAAGUGCAACCGUAUCCUACAAGUUUGUUAGUAUCACUACCACCGCGUGGUGAACGCAGCCGUUCCUGUUGAAAGUCGUGAAGUUUAUCGCUAGUCACGUGUUGCGCGAGAACUAAAGUGGUCGCCUAUGUACUGCGUCGGUUGUCAAGCGUCUCAACUAUUGACGCGGAAGCUGUACCACGACUCGGAUAUAUUUCUGGUCCCAUCUCCUUACGCUUUUUUUCUUUUCCCCGCUCUUUCUAGAGGAGUUAUGCAAGAGUGGAGCUCGCGCAUAAAUUGGCCACUUCGGGUCUGAACGCGUUUCCCGUAAACGUCGGCAGUGUAUCGACUAUUUCGCCGUCAACGAACUGUGUUUCUGUGCUGCGUCUGCUCGAGCAACAUAUGCGUUCCACUUGCGCUGUGUCGUUUAACGAUAAAGCGCUGGCAGACAUCAAUACUUCUGCAACGCGCGUACAUGACAUGAUAUAGCCCUUCGGCUCUAUCACGUCACAGAUGCCCACCUCCAGUUUCGAAUGUGAUUUCAGUUAUUGAACGAAUAACAAUAAUAACAACAGUACUGUAGACCAAUGAACAGUACUCGCAGAGAAUACGAUGGUCGCGCACCGCGGCAAGGAAUUCGGCGACGGUACGGCGUUGCACAUUCCACGCUUCUGCGAGACGUCACCGCUUAGACGUUGGGUGGAGCCUGUAUACGAGGUUGCAGCCGUGUCGUAUACUUUCCGCCACUGGCUUUUUGUUAGAAACAUUGCCUCUGAGAUCGGGCCCCAUAGGGAGGGUAGAGUAUGUCGGAGGCCACGUAGCGGGCGAGCGAAGUGAUUUUUUUAAAAAAAGGAGAAAGAAACGUUGCCCGAGAGUCACUGCGUUCGGCUGAUUGGUGUUCGGCCGCCUGCGAUUGAUCCCUCUUCCCCCGCCAUUGAUUGCCUGCUGCCGCUAUAUAUUCUGGUCCCCCAGCAUAGCCUUCGUUUCGUUUUGCGACAUGGUGCUAAAUGUGAUGACUAAGCGUAUACCGCGCGCCCGCUACUGCUGUUGCUGCGUUGUUUUCUCUUCCUUUUCUCUGUUUCUUCUUUUUCGUUUUGAAUUCCCGGGCGCCAAGUUCUCAUCCACAAGUGGACUGCCUCGUGUUUCGGUUGUCGUUCUUGUACUCUAUACCGACUAUAUUAUAAAUAUAUAUAUAUACAUAGAAUAUACACGUACUUAUUCUCCUUAUACAUAAUGUACGAUGAAAAAAAUAUACAUAUAUAUAUACACACACACACACACACACGUGGGAGCGGUCACGUGACCGGUAGUGGAAGGAAAGAGAACGCUCUGCUCUUCGAUAUACACGACACGCCGCGGGCGCGUCACAAGCAAUAUAUGGCCCCCUCCUUCCUCCCUACCUCGGAGCUUCCCCGCUAUGCUCGCUGUUCGGCCUUUCCGGCGCAGAGUGUGGCGCAAGCGUGAUUCGCUCGCGCUGGCUUAGUUUGUCGCAGAUGUCAGGUUUAUGUUUUGGAUUUUAAAAAAAAAGAAAACGAUGCUCCUGUCUUCAGCCAUAUUUAUUUUCUUUUUUUUUUUAAUUGCCGAUGAAAGCCGUGCAUCGCAGAGGUCCGGUAACGCAGGUACAGUUUCGUCGCGAAAAAAAAAAAUUGUUUAUUCGUUUAGCCGAACUUACGACAUUGUGAUUGCCGACAUAAUCGAGUCGCGAUACGGCGUCGGAUCCGGUUCCCCUUUUCUACACGACUGCGUUUAUCGCUGUAGCUACGGGGCCCAUACGUAUACCGGGCGCGCUUGGUAAUAUAACGAAAUCGGUUCUUUUGCUACCUCACGCAACUCCCGUCACGAUCAGUGUGGCGCGUACCGUCGAUUGCGUGUGCAAAACCGAUAGGGUCGAGACUCGCGUCUUUGACACCGAGGUGUUGUUGCGCAUCGUAUUCUUCCGAUAUGCUGGCCACCAUUGAUCGUACGAGCUUUCGAGAGACAAAGUGUCGAGCAGCGGGGGAUGGACGCAUUGAACGCCGUGUUCCAGCUGUCAUUUGCCGUGACUGCGGAGUGGGCGUUGAUCGGGCUCCGUGAAAUAGAAACGGCAACCUUCGGCGGGCGCUGAAUGAUGCGCAGAGAGUGUAAGUUCCGUGCUCGUGAUCGUCGCUUGUGGUUUGCCCUGUCGUCGACAUCUUGUCGCUCCGUGGAGAUCUGUCGAGUAAGCAGAGCCCUUACGUUGAAGGUUGUGCACGCUGUGACAUCUCCGGCUCCACUCGUGACUCCAUCUUGGGCUUUCGAAAAGAAAAAAAAAAUGCAGGUCGCGACGUAGGAGGAACAGCGUCGUGCCAUGUAGUCCGAAAGUCUCAUCUGACUGCACGAGCCGCUAUAGCUUAAAAACAUUCUGCGGAGCCACAAAUAAUAAUUAUAAUAACAAUAAUAAUAAUAAAACUGGAGUGACAGAGUUUCAAAUAGAUCAACGUCUUUCAUGCGGCACCGUUUCUUUCGUUUCUCUCUAUCUAUCUCUCUCUUCACUUUCAGAUGUUAAUGAGUGAUUCCAUUCUGUCGCGUAUAUUUACUUCUCACUCUUUGUUUCGACGUCAUUCAUUCUGUGGCGUUUAUCGUGAUAGGAGGAAAGGCGACAAGCCAUACACAUUCGACGGCGUACGUGAUGUGUUCAACAUACCGAUGACGACAGUAAUAACGACGCGAACAGCCCUUCCCCCACCCCCACCCACACACCCGAACCCUCAUUAAACUCGCGUAAUUUACCUAUUACCCAAUGAGCCUCCCCCUACCCUCCAGCCCAUUGUUGCUUGACGACCCAAUAAUUCCUCAGCGAUCCGACGCGCCCGGCUUGGUGCCUGUAGGUUUUUUUUUUUUUUCGUUGGCGUCGUUCGCCACGCCGUAUUCUCUUCCGCAUCGUUGUCAGUGGGCGUGCGCUGUAUGACACGCCCGGUCGUUUUGGUCUUUUGCUUCCUUUCGGAAGGAACGACCGAGUCGACGCGACGGUGGCGUCUUUUUCUUCUCAGAGCCCGCGCUCAUCGGUGUGUGCACAACCAGAACGGCGGAGUGAUGUCGGCAGAGUGGAUGUGCGCGUUUCCUUUGCUCCUUUUUGAUCUUCUCGAUUCACCUCAGUGUGCUCGUCUCUUGUACGCGACAGAGCCGUGUUGUUUCCUUCUUGUACAUAGGGUGCCCGUUCUUGUAAAUAUAUGAUAUGUAUGUAUAUCUCUCUUUAUCUGUCUUUGACGCGAGUCUAUAUAUAUUGAAUAUAAAUAAUAUAUAAUUAUGGUACUCGACGUGGCGUAAUACGCGUUUCGCCCACCACGCCAGCGUUGAGCUGUUCGACUGCUCUAGGUGGGGGGGGGGGGGGGGGGCUACAGCCCCGCGAUCGUCUCCUCCUACUCCUCCACCUUCCCCCCACACCCCACACCCUCACUUUGCCUCGUUCCUAUUUCCUCGCCCAAGGAAUGAGCUUGGAGAGGACAGACCGUUGGCCCGCUAAUUCCCUGUCGUUGCUGGUCUGCGAGAAACCUGCUGUGGAACCGUGGUGAAGCAUGAGCACCGGGAAAGCACCAGAUCUGCGACACUAAGAUUCGCUCUGUCUAAACAUCUAUGGUGGUGUGUUUGUUGUAGUGUACAGUUGCGUUCUGGGAUGCUUACAGCAGAUAAAUAGCUAGGCAUUCAAAAGAUCAUUGAUUAUCUUUUACUUUAAUUUUUAUAGAAACAAAGGUAUGCAGUUAACCACGUCGGCGAGAAACGGUCAAAAGUUGCUUUGAAGUAAAAAAAAAAGUUGAAAAAAAGAAAGACAGCGAGAAUGAAGGGACGAAAUACAUCUAAUAGUGAUAAUAGACAAGACGUGGUAUACGUUUAUCAUCUGUUCAGGUGAGGAAACACUGAGUAAUAGAAACGCGCUUGAUUGCAAUAUGGCAGCAAACCUGUCGUUUUCAUACUGCUCCUUUGCGUUCGGGUACGUCUCGAGAGCAACAUAAAACUUCAACGUUAUCGUUAUGGGGGCGUACUUGCAGACACUUUCAUGACGAUUGCUUGCAAUGUGAAGGCCAGAGCAGAAAAAAGAUAUUCCUUAGGCAGAGCGCAGGAAACUACUGACGCAUACUAAUGGGGUACAGCUAUGCCACCAUGGUUUUUGUGUUAGAAUUUGCAGGCUGACCAUCGGCUGGCUUUCGGGUCAACGGUUUGUUGGUCCUCUCCCUCGCUCUUUCCCCACAUGCACCCUCCCCCCCCCUCCUCGCGCCGUUUCUCAGUAGCCUUGUGAAAGCGGAUUUACUCAAUCAAACGAUGCUGCCGCGUUCAUUGUUACUACCAGGGCAAUCCUACAAAGCGACACCGGUACCGCAAAUGCUCACGCAGUGGGCUUGAAUAUCGAACGGUGAUAAUGCAUUCAACACACAAUUGGUACAUUCCGGCUGUUUUCCUGGAUGCAUCCGCUGUGUUUAGUCUGAUGUUCAGGACUUUUCGAGCUCUAUCGCCAGGUGUAAUUUGGCGUUUGAUAGGUGUUUCCCUCCGCUGUUCUGUCACCGUCUGUGUGGUCCCAGUGAUGCCGAUUCAAAGGCGACUGGCCUGCAUUUUCUGCGUCGCUGAACCCGAGAUAGCCGCGGAGAAAUACCGUGUGCGCAGCCUUCAUCGCAGUGAGCCGUCAGAAUUACUGCGCCCCUGAAAAGAGUUCCAUGCACAUUUGGCCCGCAAAUUACAGAUUGUCUAGAAAUCCAGCCGCACACUUACCGUGUUUUGCAGCUUCCUGACGCGUUGACGGCAAUCUCUAGAUGUGGCCGCAUUCAUUUCGUGUACUGACUUUGUAGUUUCCUGUCUUAAAACGUUCAGUGUUUGUCAAGUCACAUUGCAGAAGUGCGCGUGUUGUGCUCUCCACCGAGACGAACUUUCCGAAUACGCAUGUGCCUCUAUACGCUGCGCCUCUCAUCCACGCCUGUGCCCUGUGGAGGAACAGGGCGUGACGUCAGGUCCGAACACAAGCGAGCACGUGACGUGACGGAGACCGUACAUGACGUGGGUGGGUAACAAACACCCUGUUGCUGCGACUUGCAGAUAAAUUAGCGAAUUUCUGUGUCACGUGUUGUCACGUCCGUAGCUCGCUGCUACUGCUAAAAAAACAUUGUAAGCCUUCGCUUAAGUAUUUCUUCUCUCUUCUUUAUUUAUUCGCCCCGUGCGUCUUGCUGUCAGCGUCGCUACGAAAAUGCAGGCAGUCGUUCCGUCACCGGCGUCCGUCAUGCGUGGCCUCUAAGAUCGCGCCGAUCUCUGAGGCCACGCAUCAUACUGCGGUGGAGCGUUCGUCGGCAAGGGAUGUCGCUCGAGUAGCAGACUUGCGGAGAAAGAGAGCCGAGUGUGGAAGGGGGAAAAUAUACUAAAAAGUGCAAUUCAUUGUCUGGUUCUGCUCUCGUUACCACAUGCUUGUUAAAUAAUAUUAGAUCGGUCGGUAUAACCGCGUGUAUGAGCGGCUGUAUUAGCGUGCGUGAAGUCGUCGCCCUUUCCACGCGUUCACACAGGAUGUCUGUUCGUGAAUGCCAUUUGCGUGCGUUCUGUGGCAACAAGCAACCUCUGCAGGAGAGAAAUGUCAAUAAAGCAGCACACUAUCUGCUAACCGCCUGCGUCUUGUCUACGUCGCAACACGGAACUGAAACUGUAAUACCUGUACAUCGUUUCGUUCUGGUUGGGAACAAUUCAGAAAGUUGUUCUCUUGCAUGCUUACUUCAGUUUUGCUUUAAGGUUAACACGUGCUAGAGACGCCUCGUUUUGUUGCAGUCACAUCUCAGCCUUACUCGUAGAAGUACAUCUGUAUCAAUAAGUUCUGCAUCGGCGUGCUGACGUAGAGGCGCCGAAUUCACACAGCCUGUAGCUCGCAAGUGUUCUUUUGUCCGCCGCUUUCGCUGAUAAUGUGUCCAGUAUCUAGGUUAGCUGAAAAAAUUCUCUGACGAACAACCCUAUGGCAUAAGAGCUUAUUAUAAAUGCGGGUGGCGGAUUGUCAUCUUCCUUUCUCCUUUGUUUUUCGUUUGUUGAUAAACUCCUGCAGAGGUUUCCACAGCAUGUAUGAAUCCUCUCUGGUACUUUCCUACGUGACGCUCUUGUAGAGUAUAUUUGAAAUUCCUUUUUUUUCUUUGUUUGUCGAUGUGACUCUAUAAAAGUGCUACUGUAAAUGCAUCCAACCACGGAAGAAAAAAAAGUGACUCUAAACCAGUGUUUACCGCGCUUACAACCAGGUUCAUUCGACGACCGUCACGAAUGGGCCGUGCAUAGAGCAACGAACUCCUUUUCUACGUCACUUUGUGAGGACACGAAACAGUAGUGUGUCGUGCGUGUCUCGUAGAGAAAAAGAGUGAGAGUGAACGGUGAUGCGAGCCGGAAACGUCACGCCUCUUUUCCUUUUCCCCGCCCCAUCCGUCUUCUCGGUGUUCUCUUUGAAACCUUUCAAGAAGAGCUGUCCUUGAGAGCGACGUCUCGCCUGUCGAGUUGACUUCUUACCCCGUGCUUUCGCCCCGUUUCAGUUUUGUUUUGAAAGUGCUGCUAGAACCAUCUGCGUGUCGUAAAUGCGAAGAGCAGUUGUAGACGAGUCUAGAACGGAAGUGGGACGAGGAGGCGCGGGGGCAUCGCGUCGCAAUUCGGUAGACAUACUACAGGCGCAUGUGAUCGUCGAUCUUUUCCGCAGACAGAGACAAUGAGCACGGUUUCCAGCUGCCUUAUUCAGCCAACAAAGCUCGCUUCUGGGUUCGUCUAGGCGCAAGACCUAUACCUGCAUAUGCUUUAGUUUUCCUUUUUUUUUUUACAAAUUUGGAUCGCGAGUUCAGAUUUGAGCGUUGAGCCUCAUUUCAUUAAGUCGUGCCUGACGAUGAACGCUAAACAUUAUUUUAAGCUAAUUUGUGUAUACAGUGCGUUUCAUAUACGGACGUAGCAGCCUGAUCGGUGUGCAGGCAAUGUUAACCAUUACAUUCUAGGUGUUCUUCUCAAGCAAAAGUUGUUCACAUGACACGUUUGGCAGACAUCGGCAAAAUGAUAGUAUGCGUCUUCAUACGUGCCUGGACCCGAGUUGUGUAGCAGGCCUUUCAGUGGUACCGCGUCUCAUCUACUUCGUCAGCGGAUGCUACGGGUAUCGUCAGCCAAUCGGGAAGGAUAACUUGUUGCAUGUCCGAGAGAAGGAAGGGCUGGGCCACUGUGCACUGCCACGAAUCCUUCCGUUAAUCCUUCCGUGAACGAAAGGAUUAGCGGCGGACCAUGGGACAAGCAUUUCUCCAGCUCCUGAUUGGCUGACGCGACCUGCAGUGCGCAGAUAAAUAAAGAGAUAUCGCGUUUAUAGCACUGCACGGGCCACCGUCGAUCGGUGUCAUUCCCAUAACACAGCCUACGCAGUUUAAUCACAGGGCUGAUUCCUUCUAUAGUUUCGGAUUCACGUAGCGCGCUUAUGACGUCAGUUGUGGUAGCGGUGAUGGGCAGCGUCCCCUUCCGCACAACGUGGCGCGAUGCCAAGCCCCCUCGUUGCCCCCCUUCUAUUAACUUGCUUUCUCUUUGCGCUUCGUCGUAUAUAGACAUCUUUCGGGUUGUACAUACAAGAGACAGUAAUAAUACCUGUUGGAAUAGAUAGGUAUUGCCGACAAUAACUGCAAGUGCGUGUGACAAGAAGGAAUGAGAUAAAAAAAAAGAGCGCUAGCAGAGCUCUGGGCAUUGAGUCGACAACUUUCACAGGGGCUGUAGUAUAAUAUACCAUGGGGAAGAGACCCUGGCCGAAAGGUGUGUCAUAACGCUUCUCUCAUAAUGAUCGUCUGUAAAGCUUGAGUCAUAUAUAGCUGGGCUCGCUUUUCCAGUUUCUUUUUUUUUUCUCUUUUUCACGAGUCGAGCUUUCCACGUUGUCUAUAUUAGGGUGAAGAUGCCGCGAGAGUUGUACGUAUAACGGCAUUCGGUCUUAGGCCUAACCGAUCCCUGUGUGCGCGUAUAUCGGGUGUGGCCAGGUCAACUAGUGAUAUCUGUGUGCAGCCGUUUUGGAGCCAUCGCGGGUUAUACUCUGCUAUACUGACUGUGAUUCUGUUCGCUUUGCUUCCCCCCGUCUUUCUCUCAGAGUGAUGGUGGCGAUGCUGAUGGUGGUGGUAUAUGGUAGCUAUACAACGUAGUUAUAUAAUAACGCGCGGGCAGUUUUAUCGCCUCGUUGCACUCUGCGCUAACAGUCAGUUUAUUUCACUCUUUUUUCUUCCUUGAGCUGUACACGCCAUUGGUCGCGGCAUUUUCAUUCUUGUUCUUUUGUUUUCGCUAUCUUACUUUCAAACUGACAGUUGCACGUGAAAACUUGACGCGCGUGUCGUUGGUUUCACGGAGAUGCGAUCGUCCUUCGGGGGGACGACGUUCACGUCAGUGACUUUGGCCGAGGAUUCGCUUCCAGACCGAGGAUCGUCUUCCGUGCAAGAAGACACUGCCCCGUUCUUUUUUUCUACAACUUUCUAUCGUGGACCGAUGAAACCCGAGCGAAAUGAUUCGACCAGCACAUCAUCCGGCGGAAAUAAUUUGGAUUGGUCUCUUCGAUUAAAGCUUUUGGCGUAACGAAUUCUACCCUUAUGCGCAACUUUUUUUAAAACGAGAUUGUUGCUUUUUCGUUAUACUCAAUUGCGUACGAAGUUUGCACGUUCGUAUUUACUUUGUUCGCGACUGUACUGCUCGACAGUAUGCUGCUUUCCUUGAAACUGUGCCACGUGAAACGGUGAAAAGUGAGCGCGCAUUUCGCUGACCAGUCAUGGACACACAAACACACACACAAGAAAAAAAGCGUUUCCCGGAUGCUUUUCGAUCCGGAAAGACCUGUUGUGACGAACGUCUAUCUUGUUGUCGUUUCCUAUUUUUUUUUCUUUUGGAUCUGUACAUUAGAUGGUUAAACACAAAUUAACCAUCUUCCUUAAAUUAAGCUGACGAGCAUCUCUGUUUGCGCCUUCAGCAGCUGCGAAGAGUGGACGCUUAUCUCUCUUCUGUGAGAAAAACGCUAUGACAUGCGCGGUUAACGUUUUUUUUUUAUUUUGUGCAGUAAAUUGCGUAAGGCACUGUCUAGUAAUAUUGCUCGCGCAUGCGCUUUCGAACCGUGUGUAUAUAAGUCCUCAAUCAACAGACUGUAUACCGCGUAAAAUGUGGCCCGCCCGAAGCCAUGAAAUUCAGGCCAUGGCUCCGCAUGAUUUAGCUUGUCUGUCCUCUUCGCUUUGUGGCAUUCUCUUUGGAGUCUUGGUCGUCGUGUUCACAUGACAGGUGCAGCGCAGUUAUUGUGUCACCGUGUACCGACUAGGCAAGUCGUCUCCAUAUACCGUGGCGAACAGCGUAUAGCGGAGCGAACCGGAAAAGCUGCUAAGGUAUGAGCGCGUUCUUUUUCCGGGCGGCGAACACAACGCGAACUCGUGGCGAAACUAAGGUUUUUGGCCGCCGAGCGAAGCCCCGCUUCGUUUGAACAGUCGUUGAACAAUCAUUCCUUCGGACCGAGCUCUGGCGAUAUGACAAGCCGCGACGCUGUCGAGCAUAUCGCUUGCACAGAAUGGGUGACGCGCUGCUCCCGUGUGCGUCCAGGCCUGGAGUUCAUUUUGGAUGAGUUCAGGCCUGGAGUCCAUUCUGGAUGAAACGUGGCUCGCAUACAUAGAGGAUUUUUCGGGUUACUGCCCGUGGUUUGCGGCCUUACUGCGGUACGCUGCUUGGUCGCUAAAAACAAUCGGAUUGAUGCGAGAGCGCUGAACAAAAAACAAAAAAAGACAAGAAAUGGAAGGAGAAAAAAAAUACAAACGAUCGCGAGACAUGCAAACGAAGGGUGAGAAAAAGCAGUUACUGGCGAGAUUCGUUUCGAUUCCUUAAAUAGGACUGAUUUCGUUUGAUAACGAAAAAGCAUGUCAAAAGCGAAGUUCAACUGUCCUGCUCCAUUUUUUUUCCUGCCACCGAUAUCGAUUCCGUUACCGAUAAGCAAAGGGUAAUGACACCGCACAGAUCCUAAUAUAUUGCACCUCCGUGCCCUGCGACGAAGCGACUUUGGCAUUGCUUCAAAAAAAAAAAGAGGAAAGGAAAGGAAAGGCCUGCGAUGGCAAAGGUGACACGAUUUUACGUACACGCGUAAUUCGUUCUGUGCGAGCGAUAUGCUGCAGUCACGAUACGCUGGCCUGCGCAGGCGCCCAGUAUUUGCUCGCGGUCUGCGCUCUCUGAUAUGCGGAUGUAUGCCGAGGUGAAAGAUCACGAAAGUGCCACUCAACCUCUCAAUACAAACACCAAUGUUACGCGGACGUGGGGAAAUAAAAUGUGAAAGUUUUUUUUUUUUUCGUUCCCUUCACUUCUGAAUUCGUUACUGGAGAGUGUGCCUAUAUGGAGCUACGCUAGACAUUGCAUAGCUGGUUGUGCAGAUCAUUGCCCACAAGACGUUGUAACGGCUGGGGUGUGCUAAUAUUGUUUAGAAAGUAAAAAAUUUUUUUUUCUUUGCAAAUCCGGUGUAUAAGCUGAAUCAUCGCGCUUGUCUUCCUUCGAACAAUGGGGUUGGCAAGAAAGGAAAACACAAUAAAACAAAAAAGAAACAACACAAGGCUUGACACUUCUAUGCACUUUGUUUCUUUUGGCUCGUUCUGUUUCGAUUCUUUCCUUUGUGUACAUAAGAUGCGAUAUGAAAUAAACGACUGUUCUGCCCUCUUCUCUCGA
Messenger RNA from Dermacentor albipictus, 17733 nucleotides. It is a transcript of the gene Syx1A, whose product is annotated as Syntaxin 1A. Gene Ontology annotation, biological process: exocytosis; intracellular protein transport; synaptic vesicle fusion to presynaptic active zone membrane. Gene Ontology annotation, cellular component: presynaptic active zone membrane; endomembrane system; synaptic vesicle. NCBI's taxonomy places the organism in Eukaryota, Metazoa, Arthropoda, Arachnida, Ixodida, Ixodidae. Gene Ontology annotation, molecular function: SNARE binding; SNAP receptor activity. The record is from RefSeq and is a predicted model, not a curated record.